This is a messenger RNA of Peromyscus eremicus (cactus mouse), 3206 nucleotides long. RefSeq names its product transmembrane ascorbate-dependent reductase CYB561. Lineage: Eukaryota; Metazoa; Chordata; Mammalia; Rodentia; Cricetidae. The coding region runs from base 238 to 990 and encodes 250 amino acids. Gene Ontology annotation, molecular function: oxidoreductase activity. The transcript has 7 exons. The record is from RefSeq and is a predicted model, not a curated record. Gene Ontology annotation, cellular component: lysosomal membrane.
CCGCGGAACCGGCCGAGCGGCCGGGGCGCGGCGCGGCGCGGGGACGCGCGCAGGCCUGGCGGCGGCGGGACGAGGAGUUGCUGUCCAGAACUGGAGGCAGAGCUGGAGCUGACCCACUGGAGGAGCUGGCAGACCCCGGCCCGGCACAGCCAGAGCACCAGCAGCAGCUAGUGUUGGGGAAGCUGCUCCCACAGCUUCUUUUUGCUGCUGCCACGCACCUUCUGCUGGGGUCUCAACAUGGAGCACGGUGCCUCCUCCGUACCUGGUGCGUUGCCGUACUACGUGGCUUUCUCCCAGCUGCUGGGCCUCACCGUGGUGGCUGUGACUGGUGCGUGGCUGGGUCUCUACCGAGGUGGUAUUGCCUGGGAAAGCUCUCUGCAGUUUAACGUGCACCCGCUCUGCAUGGUCAUAGGCAUGAUCUUCCUGCAAGGAGAUGCUCUGCUGGUGUACCGUGUCUUCAGAAAAGAAGCCAAACGCACGACCAAGAUCCUGCAUGGACUGCUCCAUGUUGCUGCCUUCAUCAUCGCCCUGGUGGGCUUGGUGGCCGUGUUCGACUACCACAGGAAGAAGGGCUACACUGACCUGUACAGCUUGCACAGCUGGUGUGGGAUCACAGUCUUUAUUCUGUACUUUGUGCAGUGGUUCAUGGGUUUCAGCUUCUUCCUGUUCCCCGGAGCUUCAUUCUCUCUGCGGAGCCGUUACCGCCCCCAGCACAUCUUCUUCGGGGCCGUCAUUUUCCUCCUUUCUGUGGGCACAGCCCUCCUGGGCCUGAAGGAGGCCCUGCUCUUCAAACUCGGGACCAAGUACAGCACGUUUGAACCUGAGGGGCUCCUGGCCAACGUGCUGGGCCUGCUGCUCGUCUGCUUUGGGGUGGUUGUGCUCUACAUCUUGGCUCAAGCUGACUGGAAGCGGCCUUCCCAGGCUGAAGAGCAAGCCCUCUCCAUGGACUUCAAGACCCUGACAGAGGGAGACAGCCCCAGUCCCCAGUGAUGGCCUUGGGUGGUCCUCCUGGUUCUGUGGGUUCCCAGAUGUCUUUCUGUUCCUCCCUGCAGAACCUGAGUCUUUAGGUCCGGGAGUGCGGGGCAGUGAUGUUAGUUUAGUGGGGUUCCAUGUUUUGGGGUUGUCCUCUGCUUUCCCUUUCUCGCUUAUGGCUUUUGAUGCAUCCUGUGAGCCCUGUGUAGGCCCUGCCUGUACCCCCUGUUGCCCUUCCACAUGCAGAAAGCUUAGUCAGGGGUUCUGGGGGUCAAGCCUGGUCUUGAUCCUUAGGGGAGCCCCACCCUCCAGGCAGCAGAUGGCUGGGGCUGGGCCUGAGGAACUGGCAUGGAAAACCAAGACUGUUGCUUGUGUAUUCAACCCUGGAGUCCCAGCAGCUCGGAAGCACGUGUCCUUGGCAGUAGAGCAAGUGAUAUUAUGUGUAAAGUAUGCUGGUGUUCAGAAUAAGGUCCCCCAGAAGGGCUGAGUGUGUCCCGAAGGAGCCAAGCCACAGUCGCAGACCUUUCUGUUCUUUAAUCCCCGAGUCCCAAAUAGGCUUUUCAGGGAAGGCGUUAGGUGCUCAGAAUGCAGAUAUGUACCUGCCCUGAGGGCAGGCUGCUGGCGGUGAGGGGCCUCCUGACCUCCAGCUGCCCUGACAGUUCCUCCCUCCAACAGGGGCUGAGCCUGCUCAGGCUGGCCUGCAGAAGGAAACCAGGGCUCAGCCUGCUGUUUGUCUUGCUCUCCAGGGGGCUGCUGGGGUGCCUGGCUUGGCUGGAGGAUUACUGUCCUCCCACACCCGGGUCCAUCUUCGCAGGACAACAGGACUGGAGUAGAGGAAUGGGAUUUGUCUCCCGUGGUGUCUGCUCACAGCUUCAACCCCCACUGUGUUGUGUUGUUAGCUGAGUCACUGUUUGGCUUGAGUCUAGAAAUAAUGUGAUUAGAGCAUUGAUCUCAUGCUUCUUGGGCUUAGCACAGGCUCUCUCUCCUCUCCAGGAGCCUCACGGUUUGUGACAGACACAGUUAACCUAACGGGAAAUGAGCAGUUUCUGAACCUGACAAUUUCUUCAGGUCAACAGGCUGGUCUUCUGUCAGAUUUCUAAGAACUAUGCUUCAGGUGAUGUCUCUUUCCCCAGCUGGGGUAGAGGCCCUCUCCCUGGGGCUGCCCAUCACCCUGGCCUCCUCUUGCAUCUCUCCAGUUGCAGGGAUGAUGAGGUUUCCCUCCAGUGUCGACUGCAUCUGCUGCAAGGAUAGGGAUCUUAUCAAUUCUUUCAUCAGCCGGCACACUUGUAUAGUCAAAUGUUUACAUGUGGGAGACUGGUCCUUAGACAGAGCACUGAGUACCAUUGUGAAUCUCCCUUGCCAGACUACACAGAAAAUUACAACUUCGAGAGCCUGUAAACUAGUCUUUUUGCCAAAGUGUGUGAUGCAUGACUAAGGACCAAAGAAGGCCCCUAGCAGAUGUGUGCGGUUUCUUCUGUUUGCCUGUGGCCUGUCUCUUGUGACGUACAGAGUGUUGUUGGUGCAACAGAUGAAUCAAUAAAUGUCUACAGCAGACCACUUGCCUUCUGUUCUCAUUUGCCGAGGCAAGAAAAGGAUCCAAAGCUUUAAGCUGUCAGAUUCAUGAAAUUAGUUCUACUAGAGAUGAGAGAAAUUGUCCCCAGAGUGAGCACAGCAGAUAAAGUGACUGACAGGUUCUCAGCACAGGACUGACAUGUCUCUGUGGUGGUGAGGUUUGGCCCCAGUGGAGGGGAUCCUGAAGGGCUCUAGCAGGCCUGAGCAUGGCAAACAUGGCACCCCCAUUUUUUGUCUUACCUUUCUCCCCCAUUCCCUCUUCCUUGCUAAACUGUAGAUUCCAUUCCUAAAGCCGGCACCAAGGUCUAUUUCCAUAUUUGGUCACGUCUUCCUCCUGAGGCUAACCACUGAAGUCCAGCCAUCAAAGCAUUGAAGUCCAGCAAUCAAAAAUCCCCUUUUGGCUCAUCUAAUUAACAUGCUCAGUCAAAAUAAACCAACUCAUCCUAACACAGUGUUUCCCCUGUACCUUUAUAAACCGCCAUUUGCUCAUGGGCCAUAUCUGUCUCCUCUCUAUCCAAACGCAGUCCUUUGUCCCUCCAGGGCAAGUACCCUUUCCCCCUCUCCCUGUUCCCUUCCCCUUCUCCCUGGUCCUCUGUCUCCUGUCUUUGUCUCUUAUCCCUGCCCUCUGUCCCUCUGGGGCAAAUAAAUCUCUGUGCUGAGAA